AUGUAUAAGUCUAAGGAAGGGAUGUAUGUUAAAACUGGAAAGAUUAUAAAGAUAGCUCACGAGGUGCACAGGACAAACUCCCUAGAGCCGAGAUCUAACAACAACAACACAAUGAUCAACAGGAACAUGCACAACCUUCACAACAACAUGCACAGCAUAUCUAACAGCAUGCACAGUCCCUCUACCAGCAUGCAUAGUCCGUCAACCAGCAUGCAUCCUCACUCCAACAAUAUCUACGCGCAGGCAAACGGCAAGCUAAGCAACGGCAUGCAACUGUUGGAUAACAAGCUGCAGUACGAUAACAAGCAGCAGUACGAUAACAAACUGCAGUACGAUAACAAACUGCAGUACGAUAAUAUUUUACAAACAAGCGCUAUUUACAACAAACAAGGACGAGUCAGGUUGAGUUUGGCGGAAAAUCUGCGGAUUGAGGACGACCAUGAGAACUGUCCGCCCCCGAACAUAACUCCAGUCAGCGGGGUACCUAACUAUUCAAAUAAAACUGAGUUGGUUCGACCGAUUGCUUUCCGGCCGAUUCCUCUUCAGAACGAUCGUCAAAUGGCCGAUCGUCAAAUACAUUCUGGACUCGGGAAUCGUCCGUCCUCGACACAUGAAGGAGAUAUUUCCAACUACGGUUCAAUCUACAUAGACAAGGGCAAUAAAGGUAUACAACGACGGGUUGAAGGGCUCCAAGUGUUCCAAGGGCACCAUCCACUGGGGAGCAAAGAUGUGAACGGCAGACAGUACGGAAGUUCACAAGACUUGAACCGCCCCCUGCCUCCUUCUUACAACAAGUUCUCCUCCCUGGAUAGGCGGGCUCUCACCAGGCGGCACCAGCCAAACCAAACCGUGCAGAAUCAACCAAACCAAACUGUUCAGAAUCAACCAAACCAAACCUCGGCUGGGACACCAAACCAAAUAAAACUCUCCACCUUCAACCCUCAAGAACCUAAGGUAAAAGCAUCACCUCCUGAGAGAAGACAUAGUUCUUAUAUUCCUUCAAGUUCGUUACAAAGAACCCCUAGUCAGUCCAGCGAGUAUAGAUUGAAGAGAGGAAAAGUAGACGGAGUGAAUUCUAUGAAUGUAAACGGUCUGCCGGAACCUUUUAGAACGUAUCAUCAUCCCAUAGACAAACCUACCUACCUUCAUUCAGACAAACCUAGCUAUUCAGACAAACCUAGCUAUACAGAAAAACCUAGCUAUUCAGACAAACCUAGCUUUUCAGAGAAACCUAGCUAUUCAGAGAAACCUAGCUAUAUCUCCACCGAAAAACCUCCCUACGCCCUCCAAGAGAAAUCACACCAGAAUCCAGAAAAAUUCCGACCUCAAUCAGUUCGAUCCACAGAGUCUAGAAACAGGAACAGUGGAGCAGGAACACCACAGUUUCAGGCACUUGCAGGAACACAAUACUCAAAAAAUCAGGGCUCUCUUACAAAUUUGAACAAUCAGUUUAUUCACUAUCAGACAAUCAGCCGAGGUAGAAACAACAGAUCUGAUCUAGAGACUGGUUAUGAGGGUAGUGAUGAGGAUUAUCUAACUCCUUCUCCCUCUGACAGUGCUGUAGGAGAUGUAGACUCCAUCCUCAAGGAGAAGGAUUCUGAGAUUAUUUUCCUGAGGGAAACAAUGGAACAGAAUGAACAUGUUAUUUUCAAGGUUUACGAGGAGAAAGAGAGAAUGUGGGAUAGAGAACUGAAGAAGAUAAAAGCACUUUAUGAAACUAGAUUAAGGAAUAAUCAACAGAAAGCAAGCAAAAUGGAGGCUUCUCUUCUCAACCAAACUUUCCAGCUGCAGACGGAUAAGGGAAAGCUAGAAGCAGAAUUGAAGGACUUAAACGUUCGAAGAGAACAACAGCUGAAGGAGAAUGCAAAACUGAAAGAUCAACUUGAAUCACUGAGGGAGGAGAAAGAAAAAGUGGAAGAAGAACGGAAAACUGAAAACAAAAAUAAAAAAAGGGAUGAGGAGGAACUAUGUGAUGAGGAUGAGGAGAAAACAAGAAUGAAAGAUGAAAUAGAAAAUCUAAAGACAAAAAACAAAUUCCUAAAUUCAGAAGUCAACAAGUUAAAAUCCCUUCUGGAGAUCGCUGGAGAUUCCUUCUCCCUUCAGGAGAUCGCCUCGCAGAAGGAGAUCAUCAUAGAACGGGAUCGUGAGAUCGAGAACCUGAGCAUGGAGCUUGAAAAUAAAUCCCAGAUGAUCUCCCAGCUGAAGGAGACUGUGGACGCGCAGGCCGAGCAGUUUGAGGUUGAGACCGCGAACUGGUUGACAGAAAAGGAGAAGGUGAUCAGAUAUCAGAAACAGCUACAGCUGAACUACGUCUCUAUGUACAAGAGGAACAAGGUGUUGGAGCAGGAGUUGGAGCAGACCAAGAAGACAAUGUCUGUCGAACCUUUGAAAUCUGGACACGUGAGUUCGGCCAAGGCAAAGCUGUUUAGUAAAUUUUCUAGUAAAUUUGGUGACAAUUCCUCGUAGUGCAAAAGUCACUUUGUGCAAUGCCUUGAAUAAGUGAAUUUGCUUUAAAUAGCAGUGCAUUUUAUCACGUGUAUUUUCUUAUUUUUAAGUGAAAGUGCCUUUGUAAGAGUGUCUUAUCGUGAUGUGGCCUUGAUACGGCUAUGUCUAUGAGUUCAUAUGACAAUACCUCUAAUUAAUAACUAACAAGCGAUUGAAAUAAAAGACUCGAUAUUCUCUAAAUAAAGGAAAAAAGACAAAAUUUAAGCAUCUGCUGUAUUAGGUGAUUUUUAUAUGAUUAUCCAUUGUUUCGCUACUAUUAAGUAAGAAAUCUUCUGUAAUUUCUAUUUCGACAACAUACCGAUGAACAAUUUGUCUUUCUAUUCGUCUUUUUGUCUUUUGUCUGUGGGACAAUUUGGCAAAAAUCUUAGAUCUGUCUAUCUGUCUACCUGUUUAUCUGUCUAUCUGUCUAUCUGUCUGUCUUUCUAUCUGUCUAUUGGUCUAUCUGUCUAUCUGUCUAUAAUUAAUCUAGUUGAGCGCAUGCUUUAAUAUUUCUAUCUGUGAUAAUCAAUAAUAAUUAAUAAUAGUUAAUACAC
This is a messenger RNA of Eurytemora carolleeae, 3038 nucleotides long. Its product is annotated as leucine zipper putative tumor suppressor 2 homolog. The record is from RefSeq and is a predicted model, not a curated record. The coding region runs from base 1 to 2466 and encodes 821 amino acids. NCBI's taxonomy places the organism in Eukaryota, Metazoa, Arthropoda, Copepoda, Calanoida, Temoridae. The transcript is spliced from 16 exons.